AUGAACAUUACCAUAAACGAGUGCAUUGGAAUAGGCCACGGCUGCAUCCUAACCAUCGCGCGCAGCAUCCUCAGAGUCGAGCGCGACUCUGACAAAGGUUCUUACACGUACAAGCAACUAAUACAACACGACGACUUCUCUAGCCCAGACGACUAUCACCCUAUGCGGCGGGACCAGAUCGCCAAGAUGAAGGCGCAGAGGAGACUGGGGUGA
Phialemonium atrogriseum is the source of this 213-nucleotide messenger RNA. RefSeq lists its product as uncharacterized. The record is from RefSeq and is a predicted model, not a curated record. The coding region runs from base 1 to 213 and encodes 70 amino acids. The transcript has a single exon. NCBI's taxonomy places the organism in Eukaryota, Fungi, Ascomycota, Sordariomycetes, Cephalothecales, Cephalothecaceae.